AUGGACGAACGACGACGCGGAGGAGGAGGAGGAAGCCACGCCAUCGCCGGCAUGGCGAACGUCGGCAGUCUCGGGAACGUCGCCAAGGUCUUGCUGCUGCUCCUGAACAUGGCGUUCAUGGUCGCCGGUUGUCUCCUCGUGUACUUCAGCCAUCGCGUGACGACUUCUGGUUGGCUGGACGCGUUCAGGGGCGACUACGCGUGGAUCGGCACGUCCACGCUCGUGUUCAUGCUCGUGCUCGGUGCGGUGGUCAUUGCGCUCUCUUCGCUCGGGUGUUUCGGGGCUUUGCUGCAGCAGAAGCUCUUGCUCACGAUCUACGCGCUCGUGCUCGUGCUCACGCUCGUGCUCGUUGGGGUCGUGGCCGUGGGCGGGUUUCUCGCCAACUCGAAAGCGGCGGACUGGAAGGCUCGGGCGUACCCGGUCCCCCAAGAAGCGUCUCUCGGAGCCAAUUUUAACCGACUGUACUGCUCGGCCCAGGUCCCGCACUACUGCCAAGACGCGGCCGUGCAUACGGUGCUCGAGAUGUUCAACGUGUCGCUCACGGACCACUUUCUCGACUCGACGACCAACUUUACCAACGUCUGCUCCGCCGUGACGCUCGCGGCAAUCAGCGACGUCUGUGACGUGUGUCACUUGGCUGCACAGUACAGGAAGUACGCGAUGGUGCGGGACUGGUCCGAGACAUCGUGUCCUCGAACAAGCACGAACCAGGCCUGGUGUGGCGGCUUCCUGCUUAGUGCUACUGCCGCCGAUGAUAUGGUGGCCAAUGCGCCGUUCAUGGAGUGCCGCAGCGCCUUUUAUGAGCUCGUGGCGAAAUGGACUCACGUUGUGCUGGUUGCGAGCAUCAUUUGCAUCAUUGCAGCCAUGGCUGUGCUUGCAAUGACGGGGGUGCUCUGGCGGAAUGUGCACGUUGCUCGACGGGAGAAGGCGAGGCGGCCAGCGCCACCAGCAGCUACAAUGUAUCACUAUGGGGAUCCGAACGUGGGCUAUUCCCAACGCAGCGAUGCAACGAACAACGGUGCAUUUAGCAUGUACUCUACAGCACCUCGGAGCUUGAAUGCUGCAGCGCAUCGUCGAUACGAUAGCCCGUUUUAG
Messenger RNA from Peronospora matthiolae, 1095 nucleotides. The record is from the annotation of a GenBank genome assembly. NCBI's taxonomy places the organism in Eukaryota, Oomycota, Peronosporomycetes, Peronosporales, Peronosporaceae.